AUGAAGAAUAAUGGAAAAUCUAAAGAAAUAAUAAUAGAUUCUGUAAAGGUUCCUGAUUCAUACAAACCCCCAAAAAACCCUAUUGUAUUUUGUCAUGGUCUAUCAGGGUUUGACAAACUAAUUCUGAUCCCUUCUGUAUUCCAUCUAACGAACUUAAUUUCUAAUUCAAUACUUCAUAAUAUGACAGAAAAUUUCAUGCAAGAUGACGAAGAUGAUAGCAAUUCAAAGUACCCCAAUUUGAUAGAGAUUGAAUAUUGGAUUGGUGUCAAAAAGUUUCUCCAAUCUAAGGGAUGUACUGUAAUUACUACCAAGGUACCAGGUUUUGGUAGUAUUGAAGAAAGGGCAAUUGCCUUAGAUGCUCAAUUACAGAAAGAAGUAAAGAAAAUUGAGUCAAAGGAUAAGCGACAUUCGUUGAAUCUGAUCGCACAUUCGAUGGGUGGACUAGACUGCCGAUAUCUAAUUUCUAAUAUCAAAAACAGGAACUAUGACGUAUUGAGCCUAACCACAAUUUCGACUCCACACAGGGGUUCAGAGAUGGCAGAUUAUGUAGUAGAUCUUUUUGAAAAUCUAAACGCCCUGAGAGUGAGUCAAAAGAUACUACCGAUAUGUUUUUACCAACUUACCACGACUUAUAUGAAAUACUUCAAUUUAGUAACGCCAAACAGUCCGAAAGUUUCCUAUUUUUCUUAUGGUUGCUCCUUUGUACCCAAGUGGUACAACGUCUUUUGCACACCGUGGAAAAUCGUUUAUGAGAGAUCUAAAGGUCGGCCCAAUGACGGUUUGGUAACCAUCGAUAGUAGUAAAUGGGGCGAAUACAGAGGAACUUUAAAAGAUAUGGAUCACCUGGAUGUUAUCAAUUGGAAGAAUAAGUUGCAGGAUGAUUGGAGUAAAUUUUUUCAUACUAGCACCAUUGGAGAAAAGGUUGAUAUCUUGAAUUUUUAUUUGAAAGUGACGGAUGAUUUGGCAAAAAAAGGAUUCUAA
Molecule: messenger RNA, 981 nt
Organism: Saccharomyces mikatae IFO 1815
Lineage: Eukaryota; Fungi; Ascomycota; Saccharomycetes; Saccharomycetales; Saccharomycetaceae
Gene: TGL2
Product: triglyceride lipase
Exons: 1
Coding region: 1-981 (326 amino acids)
Molecular function (GO): triacylglycerol lipase activity
Source: RefSeq, a predicted model, not a curated record